Molecule: messenger RNA, 2341 nt
Organism: Cucumis melo (muskmelon)
Lineage: Eukaryota; Viridiplantae; Streptophyta; Magnoliopsida; Cucurbitales; Cucurbitaceae
Product: putative UDP-glucuronate:xylan alpha-glucuronosyltransferase 3
Exons: 4
Coding region: 314-2218 (634 amino acids)
Biological process (GO): xylan biosynthetic process
Molecular function (GO): glycosyltransferase activity
Source: RefSeq, a predicted model, not a curated record
CAACAGACAGUUGGCUCACCAUUUAACUAUUUCUACAUUUCAACAUUUCAACAAUUCCCUUUCCAUUCACAGCUUCAAACUUCCAAAUUCUUUGCCGUAGAUUUUUCUUCUUCUACUCUGCUUUGCUCCUUCUUCAAACUCCCUCUCCCUCAACCCACCAACACUAAAUCCAAUGGGCACGUUUUAAAAUUCUUCUGUGAGCCGUUUAACCCAUUUCUCUUCGUUUACUUUGCUGGAUUUCUGUGUUUUUGUUCCCCAAUUUCCCGGGAUCAGGAACUAAAUUCCUCAUGUGGCGGCGGUGAUUCUGUUGAAGAUGAGAGCUCAUCCACCAAGCCCCAUUGAACCCAGACAUCGAUUGUCUUCUUCUUUUAAUGAAGAAACAAGUAAGAGAAGGUUCCAAAGAAUUAGAGAUUUCAAAGUUGUUGAGAGGGCCCUGCACAUUCCCAUUCGUGAUAGGGUUUUGAAUUGCAAACCUUCGCUAAAGCUUGUGCUGGUUAUUAUAGUUCUAGGAACAAUAGUGACAUGCUUCCAUUCACCUGCAGUUCAUAUUUCUGAUCAUCCAUUGAAAGGAUCAAGAUGGACAGGUAGAGAUGCUCGUUAUAUGUCCUUUUCAGAAGUCAACUGGGAUGAGGUUUCUGAUGUUGUUGAGUCACUGACUGACCGAAACAAGUAUCAGGGAAUUGGCUUGCUGAACUUUAAUGAUAGUGAGGUUGACCACUGGAAACAACUUUUUUUGGAAGCAGAGCUUGUUGUUUUUCAACUAGACCAUGCAGCCAACAAUUUAACAUGGGAAGCCCUGUACCCUGAAUGGAUUGACGAGGAAGAAGAAUUUGAGGUUCCCUCUUGUCCUUCUUUACCAAAGCUUCAGAUUCCUCUGAAACCCCGUAUAGAUCUUGUAGCUGUGAAGCUUCCAUGUGACAAAUCAGGUAGAUGGUCAAGAGACGUGCCUCGGUUGCACUUGCAACUUGAAGCAGCAAGGGUUGCUGCAUCUGCUAAAGGGAAUCGUUUCGUGCAUGUACUUUUGGUGACUAAAUGCUUUCCUAUCCCAAAUCUCUUUCCGUGCAAAGAACUAAUCACACGUGAAGGCAAUGUAUGGCUUUAUAGGCCGAACUUGAAUAUCUUGAGGGACAAACUACAGCUCCCCAUUGGAUCAUGUGAACUGUCAGUUCCUCUAAAGGCUAAAGAAAAUUUUUACUCAGAAAGAGCGAACAGAGAAGCAUAUGCAACAAUUUUGCACUCCGCACAUAUCUAUGUCUGUGGAGCUAUUGCAGCUGCUCAGAGUAUUCGCAUGACUGGUUCCACACGGGAUCUUGUAAUACUUGUUGAUGAAACAAUUAGUGAGUACCACAGAGGCGGCUUGGAGGCAGCUGGUUGGAAGAUCUUUACAAUCCAAAGAAUCAGGAACCCAAAAGCUGAACGAGAUGCAUACAACGAAUGGAACUACAGCAAAUUCCGUCUUUGGCAGUUGACAGAUUAUGACAAGAUAAUUUUUAUAGAUGCUGACAUGCUCAUUUUUAGAAAUAUUGACUUCCUCUUUGAGAUGCCCGAGAUAACUGCAACAGGAAACAACGCUACCUUAUUCAAUUCAGGAGUUAUGGUGAUCGAACCAUCAAAUUGCACAUUUCAGUUGCUAAUGGAUCACAUCAAUGAGAUAGAGUCUUAUAAUGGUGGCGACCAAGGGUACCUAAACGAAAUCUUCACAUGGUGGCACCGGAUACCGAAGCACAUGAACUUCUUGAAGCACUUCUGGGAAGGUGAUGAAGAAGAGAAGAAGGAGAUGAAGACUCGUCUCUUUGGAGCUGACCCUCCAAUCCUUUAUGUUCUCCAUUAUCUGGGUAAUAAACCUUGGAUUUGCUUUCGGGACUACGACUGCAAUUGGAAUGUAGACCUUCUACUGGAGUUUGCUAGCAAUGUUGCUCAUAAGAGAUGGUGGAAGGUACAUGAUGCCAUGCCUAAAAACCUACAGAAGUUCUGUCUGCUUCGGUCGAAGCAGAAGGCACAAUUGGAGUGGGACCGAAGGCAAGCAGAGAAAGCAAACUUCACAAAUGGACACUGGAAAAUAAAGAUUAAAGACCCUCGUUUGAAGACAUGUUUUGAAGAUUUUUGCUUCUGGGAGAGUAUGUUAUGGCAUUGGGGUGAAACAAACUGGACAGAUAAUUCUUCUGUUCCUGCAUCUCCUACUACUACCACAACUACAGUACCUCUCUCGUCCCUUUAAACUUUUUGGCUUCUUUUUUCCUUGUUUUUUUUUUCCUUUGAAUUAAUUUUGUCCUUUAAAUUAUACGAACUAUAAUAGUUAAAAGUGAAAGUUAAUAUAGAGCAAGUGCUUCUCGUUGCCGAA